Molecule: messenger RNA, 1305 nt
Organism: Aspergillus mulundensis
Lineage: Eukaryota; Fungi; Ascomycota; Eurotiomycetes; Eurotiales; Aspergillaceae
Product: MCT family MFS transporter
Exons: 2
Coding region: 1-1305 (434 amino acids)
Biological process (GO): transmembrane transport
Cellular component (GO): fungal-type vacuole membrane
Molecular function (GO): transmembrane transporter activity
Source: RefSeq, a predicted model, not a curated record
AUGUCGAUCCCGAAAGAAGCAAUCCACGACCCGGAAGCGUCAUCUACCACCAAAAUCCACCAAAACACAAGCAACGAGAAGGCACCAGACACCAUCGAGGACAACUUCGGCCCUGCCCCAGAUGGCGGACUCAAAGCAUGGCUAGUUGCUGUCGGCGCAUCAUGCACCAUAUUCUCCACGCUCGGCUUUGCAAACUCCUUCGGCGUUCUCCAAGAAUACUAUGCCGUCCACCAGCUAUCCCACGAGUCCACCGACAGCAUCGCCUGGAUCGGAUCCUUGUCUGCCUUCCUUCAAUUCGCAACCGGUGCAUUUGCAGGCCCGCUGUUUGAUCGCUACGGUGCAUGGGUAAUCCGUCCACCGGCCAUUAUUUACGUUUUCGCCUUGAUGAUGACAAGCCUCUGCACCAAGUACUGGCAGUUCAUGCUUGCGCAGGGCGUCCUCGUCGGAAUCUCAACGGGGAUGCUGCAAUUCCCAGCCAUGGCCGCGGUCUCGCAGUACUUUGACAAGAAACGCGGUGCAGCAUUGGGGCUCACCAUCGCCGGGUCCUCGAUUGGCGGCGUCGUCUUCCCAAUUGCUCUGUCCAAGAUGCUCAACUCAUCCUCGCUGGGCUUCGGCUGGUCCAUUCGCAUCAUUGCGUUCGUCAUGCUCGUCCCAAUGGCUAUCUCCUGCCUUACCGUAACCGCGCGCCUCCCACCACGCACAACGGCCUUCUUCAUCCCGGGUGCCUUGAAAUCACCCCUUUUUGUCAUCCUGAUUAUAGCAAUGUUUUUUCAGCUUCUAGGCAUGUUCAGCCCGAUCUUCUUCAUCCCGACGUACGCCGUCUCCCGGGGUAUGGAUGCAACGCUCGCCUCGUAUCUCGCCGCCAUCCUCAACGGCGCGUCGACAUUCGGGCGCAUCAUCCCGGGCAUCCUCGCAGACAAAUUCGGUCGCCUCAACGCAUUUGGAGUUGGUGGAAUUGCGACCGGCGUCAUUAUCUGCUGCAUGAAUCAGGCAGAAUCCAACGCCUCGCUCAUUGUCUUCUCUGCCGUUUUCGGCUUCUGGUCCGGCACCGUCAUCUCGGGUGGUAGUGCUGCGUUGACGACCGUGCCGAAGAACCCUCAGGAGCUGGGGACGUACCUUGGCAUGGGCAUUGCGCUUUGCGGGUGCGCCGUCUUGAUCGGACCGCCGGUUAGUGGUGUGCUUGUUGACCAUUAUGGAGGGUUCUCUGAGCUGUCUAUCUUCAGUGGGGUGAUGUGUCUGGCAGGAGGGAUUAUUGCGUUGUUGAGCAAGACUGUUACGGAGCAGGGGCUAUUUGGACGGAUUUAA